AUUUUAUUUUAUUGUAUUUCUUCUCUCUCUCUGUGUUGUGUUUGUGUUUUAAAGAAGAAGAUAGAUAAACAAACUGUGUUUUCGAUCUUCUGGUCUCAUCGAGAUAUUAAAAAAAAAAAAAAAUCCAGAUUUUUAAUAUUGUGGAGUUUUGAAUCUCUAUCUACCUUCCGAUAGAAGGAAAAGGGAACAACUUUAUUUGUUUAUUUUCUUCUCCAUUUUACCUAAAUUUUCAUCCAAAGUUUCUUGUCUUCUUCUUUUUUAUUGGUUUCAAUCUUUGGUGAUUCUGGAAGCUAAGUAGCUGAGUUUAAGUUGCAGAUCUUGAGGUUGAGAGAGAGAGAGAGAGUUCGUGUUGUGUAAUGGAGGAGGUAAAGGGACAAAGAGGUAGUGGAACCACAGAGGCUGAUUUUGUGUUGCAAUGGGGAGAGAGAAAACGAGUUAGGUGUAUGAAAGUGAAGAAAGAUCAAAGCCUCACAAAUGGCAAAUCAACUGAUUGUUUGACUAAGCGUAAACUCAUUUCCCGUGCUGUCUCUUCUGAGAGAGGCUCUCCUUCUCGACAUCUUAACCGCCCAAACAAGAUCACAGAUUCACUAGUCAAUGUGCGUAGAUCUUUUGUGGCGUCACCUGAGAAGGAAGAUAGGUAUUAUACAACUAGGGGUUUGAUGGGAAUAGAUGACAGUGGGAAAAUUAUUAAGGAACCUGUGAAAGAAACCAAGAAGCAUGUGUGGCCAAAGUUGUUUAUAACUUUGUCAAAUAAAGAGAAGGAAGAAGAUUUCUUGGCUAUGAAAGGUUGCAAGCUUCCUCAAAGACCUAAGAAACGAGCCAAAUUGGUCCAGAAGACGUUGCUUCUGGUGAGUCCAGGAGCUUGGUUAUCAGAUUUGUGCAAAGAGAGAUAUGAAGUAAGAGAGAAAAAGACUUCAAAGAAGAGACCAAGAGGAUUGAAGGCAAUGGGGAGCAUGGAAAGCGAUUCAGAGUGAAGAAUGGUCGAAGAAAAGAACUUAAAAGAGAUAUUUUAAGAUUUUGGCGAGAAGUAGAAAGGAUGUAUUUCGCUUUUUCAUCACAUUUUCAGAUGCCUCUCUUCAUUACUACAAGUUAAAAAUAUGAGGCACUAGUAUUUUUGCUGAUGUUUUGCUUUCAAAGCUCAUCUAUCUUCUUUAUCCGUCUCUUUUCUCA
This is a messenger RNA of Camelina sativa (false flax), 1170 nucleotides long. NCBI's taxonomy places the organism in Eukaryota, Viridiplantae, Streptophyta, Magnoliopsida, Brassicales, Brassicaceae. The record is from RefSeq and is a predicted model, not a curated record.